Silurus meridionalis is the source of this 3507-nucleotide messenger RNA. It is a transcript of the gene nek4, whose product is annotated as NIMA-related kinase 4. The record is from RefSeq and is a predicted model, not a curated record. Gene Ontology annotation, biological process: protein phosphorylation. Lineage: Eukaryota; Metazoa; Chordata; Actinopteri; Siluriformes; Siluridae. Bases 343 to 3339 code for a protein of 998 amino acids. Gene Ontology annotation, molecular function: protein kinase activity; ATP binding. The transcript has 21 exons.
GCAUGACAAUUUCCAGUAGCAUCGAUUUUACCCACACACACACGUCACAAAUUUAAAGCUCAACAAAAGUGCUUUUAAGUGGUCUUGGGGUUGUUGUAUGUUUGGACCGACCGUUGGGCGGAACCUGUGUUUGGGAUGAGAUUGAGCGGAGGAAUUUUUCUUUGACGCACAUGUCCACAGCACGUGGCUUUUUUUGGUUAGCUGUUUGUCUCUGCAUAUGUUCUGAGCGGUAGCGUGGAUCCCAUUUUUGUAACCCUUUAUUUUUGAACGCCGGUACUGGAUUUUGGAGUUUGUGAUGUUUUGCAUCAUUGGUAAAGCGGAGCGAGCUCCCGUAUUUGCCGUAUGCAGCCGAACGGCGAGCUUCUGCCAGAGAGACAGGUGGUGGAGUGGUUCGUCCAGAUCGCGAUGGUCCUGCAGUACGUCAUCAAGAAGCUGAACCUGAGAACAUCGUCAAAGCGAGAACGCCGGGCGGCUGAACAGGAAGCUCAGCUGCUCUCACAGCUCAAACAUCCCAAUAUCGUCACCUACCGGGAAUCAUGGGAAGGAAAGGACCAUCAGCUUUAUAUCGUCAUGGGCUUCUGUGAGGGAGGAGACCUGUAUCACAGGCUUAAGCAGCAGAAGAAUGAGCUUCUGCCAGAGAGACAGGUGGUUGAGUGGUUUGUGCAGAUCGCGAUGGCCCUGCAGUAUUUACACGAGAAACACAUCUUGCACCGAGACCUGAAAACGCAGAACAUCUUCCUGACUAAGACCAACAUUAUUAAAGUGGGAGAUCUGGGCAUCGCGCGGGUUCUGGAGAAUCAGAACGACAUGGCCAGCACCCUGAUUGGAACACCUUAUUACAUGAGCCCUGAGCUUUUCUCCAACAAGCCAUACAACUACAAGUCGGAUGUUUGGGCUCUGGGAUGCUGCGUGUAUGAGAUGGCGACUCUGAAACACGCCUUCAAUGCAAAAGACAUGAACUCGCUUGUGUACCGCAUUGUAGAGGGAAAGUUGCCUCAGAUGCCGAGUAAGUAUGAUCCUCAGCUCGGAUACCUGAUCAGGCGCAUGCUGUGUAAGAGACCAGACGACAGGCCUGAUGUUAAACACAUUCUGCGGCAGCCCUACAUCAAACAGCAGAUCGCCGUCUUCCUGGAGGCCACCAAAGAGAAAACUGCCAAAUCCCGAAAGAAAGUAAACAGCAGGCCUAGCAGAGACGCACCUGAAGUGCCUGUUCUUCAAAAGCAGGAGUCCCAGUAUGUCAACUCUGAGCUGAAAAGCAGAGGAAACAGGUCAGAUGAAAACUGCUCCCAACACUCCAAAACUCAAAAUGGCACUAAGGAUGUUAAUCCUCUCCCAACCCCACCCCAGUCCCCAAACACCCCAAGUCAGGAAAUCCUGAACUCAACCAGCCAGAAUAUAGCAACCAUCAGCAACAUUGACAUUCAGCUUCAGGAGCAUGUAGACAAGCUCAGGAAAGCGAAACCGCCUCGACCGGCAGCCAAACAGACAGAGAAAGAGGAGAAGAAGAAAAAGGAUGAUGCCGUUCCUCAGCCACACCCCAGAAAACAAGUAUCAGGUGUCCUUAUGGGCAAGUAUGAACCCCCUUUGGUUUCAAAGAGUUCGAGAGGAACAAUGCCGUCGAAACACACAGAGAGAAUUGAACCUGUAAAAGACAGUAGAGGUCUAAAUCUUAACAUGUCUGCAGAGGAGGACACUUUGAAACUGCUGCAGCAGGCAGCGAAGGAGGACAUAAAAACAGACAAGCAGGACAUCCGAGAGGCCAAAGAAGUCCAAAAAACAGAGGCAGAAUAUUGUUUAGAAGACAAAGGGACUAGUUUGGAAUCUACUGAUAAGCUGCUUGAGCCUUUUGUUCUAGUGGAGCUGAUGGAGCCUCACACUCCAAAACCACUUGCAUCUCUUUCGGAAAACAGCAAGUCUCCUCUUCAUCCUCUUUCCUCUUUAUCUGAGCCAUCCCUGUCCCGUCAGCAUAGACAGAAAAAGGGAGAGGUGGCCCGUGAGGAGAGCAAAAUAAAAGCAGCCAAUUCCAGGCCUCUGCCUCCACUUCCUGAAAUCAUUCCAUCUGUAGGCAUAAAUAGGAUAGAAGGAGGUGAAGCUGAGAUGGUUAAACACCCUCCACACUCACAAGCUGAUCACCAGCAUGAACCUGCACCACAGAAUCGGCCUCUGUCUGCCCGAGAGAGGAGGCGGCUGAGGAAGUCACAGGAAAACCAGAGUGUAUCAGCAGCUCCUGUUGUCAGAAGUGCGUCGUGUGAUGGUGUCUCGUUAAAUACCAAGCACACAGACCAUCUUGAUUGCCCGAGACCUGCCAGUGUAGCUGCUGUAACACACAAGGAGCCUCACACUCCAGAGCCACUCGCCUCUCCUUCGGAAAACAGCAAGUCUCCUCUCCAUCCUCUUUCCUCUUUCUCUGAGCCAUCCCUGUCUCGUCAGAGUAGACAGAAAAAGGGAGAGGUGGCCCAUGAGGAGAGCAAAAUGAAAGCAGCCAAUUCCAGGCCUCUGCCUCCACUUUCUGAAAACUAUCCAUCUGUAGGCAUAAAUAGGAUAGAAGGAGGUGAAGCUGAGAUGGUUAAACACCCUCCACACUCACAAGCUGAUCACCAGCAUGAACCUGCACCACAGAAUCGGCCUCUGUCUGCCCGAGAGAGGAGGCGACUGAGAAAGUCACAGGAAAACCAGAGUGUAUCAGCAGCUCCUGUUGUCAGAAGUGCGUCGUGUGAUGGUGCCUCGUUAAAUGCAAAGCACACAGACCAUCUUGAUUGCCCGAGACCUGCCAGUGUAGCUGCUGUAACACACAAGGAGAAAAAAUCAUCAUGGCAUCACUCGGAUGAGGAAGAGUGCAGCUCAUCCACCAGCUCCACAGAGCGCUCAGAGGGAGACUAUAGAGAAGGCAAAAGUGAGAGCAACGAGAUGCAAGACCUGGUCCAGAUGAUGACGCAGACGUUACGAAUGGACGUCCGAGACCCCCUGUGCGAGCAGCAAAGCUCUCGGUCCAACUCGACCAUGCUGCCCGAGUUCAAACUGAACAGGAAGUACCGAGACACGCUGAUGCUCCAUGGGAAAAGUGGAGAGGGAGACGGCGACUUCCAUCUCAGUGACUUGCGCUCAGAUGACUCAUCGGGGCCGGCUAAGAUCAGGAGAGCCGUGGAGCAUUUGCGCACAGACGUGGUUAAAGGACUCGGGGUGAAACUGCUAGACAAAGUCCUGGACAUCAUGCAGGAGGAUGACGAGGAUAAACGAGAGGUCAUGCUACGGCAACAGAUGGGGGACGAGAAGUACAAAGCGUUCGCAGUUAAAGUGUGGCAACUCAAAUUCUUCGAGGACGUCGCGUUAAAAUGCUGAGCAAACACUGAUCAUGACUCUGCUAAAGACAGUUGACUUUUACGGUUAUACACUAUAUGGACAAAAGUUUGUGGACACCUGAUCAUAAGAUACCUUUGUGCUUUGUUAACAUCCCAUUCCAUAUUUAGUUCCUAUUACUUCUAUAAUACCUCCACUCUUCUGGGAAGA